AAUGCAGGGUGGAUGUUGGGGACCUGGGUGUCCGCUUUGGUAGCUCCUACUACGACCCGUUGUGAAGUUAUGGACCAUGCGCGGAGCCCAGGGGUCCAGCUGCUGCCGCUACUCCAGCUCCUGUGGCUGCUGCCCCACUCCCGGGCGGUGCCUGCAGCUCCCACCGCAGCGUGGCGGGACGGCGCCCGGAACCACACGUUCCGGCACACGGUGUUCUGCCAGAACGGGAGUCCCAGCAUGGCGCUCACCGAGACCUACGACGAGGACCAGCUUUUCUCCUUCGACUUCUCCCGGAACACCCGGGUGCCCCGGCUGCCCGAGUUUGCUGGCUGGGCUCAGGACCAGGGAGACGCCUCUGACAUCGUAUUUGACAAAGGGUUCUGCGAGAUCAUGACGCAGGAAGUGGGCCCAAAACUUGACGGGAAAAUCCCGGUGUCCAGAGGUCUCCCUGUUGCUGAAGUGUUCACCAUGAAGCCCCUGGAGUUCGGCAAGCCCAACACGCUGGUCUGCUUCAUUAGUAACCUCUUCCCACCCACCUUGACGGUGAGCUGGGAGCAUCAGGAGACCCCCGUGGAAGGAGUCUCUCCCACUUUUGUCUCAGCCACUGAGGGGCUCAUCUUCCAGGCCUUUUCUUAUUUAAACUUCACACCAGAGCCCUCCGAUCUCUUCUCCUGCAUCGUGACUCAUGAAAUUGACCGCUACACAGCAGUUGCCUAUUGGGUGCCCCAGAACUCCGUGCCCUCAGAUCUCCUGGAGAAUGUGCUGUGUGGUGUGGCCUUUGGCCUGGGACUGCUGGGCCUCAUUGUGGGCACAGUGCUCAUCAUCUACUUCCAAAAGCCUUGCUCAGGUGAAUGAUUCUUCCUGGAAGGCGUUUGGAGCAGCUGCCACCGUCCAAGCAGGAGGAUGGGCUUCUCACCUCCGCCCGCCCGGGGUCUCUCCUCCUCAGAGAGAAAGUCGCUGGACAUCCUCAGGGCGCGUGUGGCCUGUGUGCCGGUGUCUCAGCUGAGAGCUCUGUGGUCCCUGGGCUCAUAUCCAGAGCAGCCCAUCACCACCCCACCCCUUCCCACUUCAAGCCAAUAAACCUACCUACCUAUCUAUCUAUCUAUCUAUCUAUCUAUCUAUCUAUCUAUCUAUCUAUCUAUCUUCCCUCCUUCCUUCCUUCCUUCCUUCCUUCCUUCCUUCCUUCCUUCCUUCCUUCCUUCCUU
Molecule: messenger RNA, 1205 nt
Organism: Jaculus jaculus (lesser Egyptian jerboa)
Lineage: Eukaryota; Metazoa; Chordata; Mammalia; Rodentia; Dipodidae
Product: HLA class II histocompatibility antigen, DM alpha chain
Exons: 5
Coding region: 13-855 (280 amino acids)
Biological process (GO): positive regulation of T cell activation; immune response; peptide antigen assembly with MHC class II protein complex
Cellular component (GO): MHC class II protein complex; membrane
Molecular function (GO): MHC class II protein complex binding
Source: RefSeq, a predicted model, not a curated record